This is a messenger RNA of Folsomia candida, 1812 nucleotides long. RefSeq names its product RCC1 and BTB domain-containing protein 1. Lineage: Eukaryota; Metazoa; Arthropoda; Collembola; Entomobryomorpha; Isotomidae. The coding region runs from base 143 to 1702 and encodes 519 amino acids. The transcript is spliced from 8 exons. Gene Ontology annotation, molecular function: protein binding. The record is from RefSeq and is a predicted model, not a curated record.
UAGAGUUCGCAGCCGCCCGGCUCGAUUACAAUUUCCUGCUGAUCUGUCCGCCUUGUUUUCGCUGAUGCUUAGGAAUUAAUUGUUUUCUCGUCGUUAACUUUCAUCUUCAUUCUUAUCGUUUGAUAAGUGAUAUUCCACUAAUAUGGAGCUGUCCCCUGUCACCAUUCCUUCAGAAAAGUUGAAAAUUUGGAAAAUAUUUCGCGACGUGGGAUUCGAAGGAGAAGAAAUUUUAAAGGUGGCGAAAUUGGCACAUGUCGCUAACGAAAAGGAAGCCUUCGUUGUCACCUCGUCGGACGAAACGUACACCUUCCUCCGUGAAGACGAUGGUGGGUGCAAAAUCACAAAAAUUCCAGAACUUUGUCACGUCCAGGUGGAAGAAUUUGUGACUGGACCGAUAAGCCUCGCGAUAACGGAGGACGGACGACUCUUCUCGUGGUGGAAUAAUUUCACCCACACGACCCUGCGAGAAAACGAUCUCAGUAUUUACGUCCAGCUGGGUCGCCCCUCCGUAAAUCCGACAAGUUCGAUUGGUCGCCCGGAAGUGGUGAUGCAUACGAAGGAGGAAAAAGUAGUGCAAGUGGCCCUAGCAGAAGGUCGAGUCGUGGCGUUAACCGCAGGGGGAGAUAUUUACCAGUGGGGGGCGUGUACGGACAACUGGGACUCACCCAAUUUGAUCCCAAAAAACGCAAAAUUUGAUAACAAGGAGCUUAUCUCCGUCGUGUGCGGGUUUGACGGGAUGACCUUCGCGUUAAGUGAGGAUGGAGAGAUAUUUCAGUGGAAGUAUGAUACAGAUGCGGUAUCAGUAUCUGGCAUGCGCGGCACACCGGUUAAAAAGAUAGCCGCGACAAAGACGCACAUUUACGCAUUAACUGAGGAAGAAACGAUGCACGUUUGCGACACGGUAUCUGAAGGGAAUCCAGUAUGGCCGUCGUACCCAAAGUUGACAAACAUCCAGGACAUCGCAGCCUUUUGGGAGGACGUUUUGGUUAUCGAGUUUAAGAAUGGAACCCGUCUCGCCGGGGAGUCGGAUAUGUUGCUGAUGACAUCUUUAAAAUGUCGUUCCUUGGACGAAUAUUUUGCCGAACUUUACCAAAAAAGUUACCGCACGAUUGGGAUGCCAAGUCGAAUGAGACCCGUCCAGAAGGGCACGUUGGGUCGGGAAAUUUCCAACUUGUGGAAAACCAAGGACGAUGUCGACGUGACCUUUUCCGUGGAGGGGAAAACCAUCACGGCGCACAAAUUGAUACUGAAAUCGAGAAGUGAUUAUUUUGCGAAAAUGUUUAGCAACGAGUGGACCGAAACUGCAGGAUCAUUUUACAGCAAGAUUGAGAUCAAGGACACAAAAUUCGUCACAUUCGAAGCAUUCCUCUUCUACCUGUACCACGACAAGGUCACUUUUUCGGAGUACAAGUACGAAAGCAUUUUUGACCUCAUGAAGUUAGCGGACUCUUAUUGCGCCACGAACAUUGCGCGAGACUGUGAGAAGAUUUUGAUGCGCGGGAUUAACACGGAAAAUGCUUUUUUCCUCGUUCGAAACGCUGCCUCCGCCAAUGCUCUGAAUUUGGAGGGGAAGGUGCUCAAAUUUAUUCUGGACAAUCGAGUCCGUCUGAACCUAACGAAGUCAUCACUUCCCGACCUGAUCGAGUGGAUGGGACAGGAAGCCCUCAACAAAAUGGCGUUAGCGAUGCUUCGGCGUUACUGAUAGUUGGAGAUUAUGAGAUUAUUAACAUAAUUUAAAAACGAUUAUGUUACAUGUUUUUAGGAGUUCAUAAUAAUAAAUCAAUAAUUGCCACAUUAAAGAUUUUGGAAAAA